Messenger RNA from Raphanus sativus (radish), 653 nucleotides. RefSeq names its product photosystem I reaction center subunit psaK, chloroplastic. Gene Ontology annotation, biological process: photosynthesis. The record is from RefSeq and is a predicted model, not a curated record. Gene Ontology annotation, cellular component: photosystem I; membrane. Bases 113 to 505 code for a protein of 130 amino acids. Lineage: Eukaryota; Viridiplantae; Streptophyta; Magnoliopsida; Brassicales; Brassicaceae. The transcript has 3 exons.
UCAUUUUAAAGACUUAUCAGAAGAAAAAAAUCAGGUAAAAUCAAAAAUAAGAAGACUGGUUGCAGAAGAAAAUAUAAGUUUUUUAUUUGCUUUCACGUAAGAGUCAAAGAAAAUGGCGAGCACUGUGAUGACUACACUGCCUCAGUUCAAUGGUCUUCGAGCUAGCAAGAUCUCUGCAGCUCCAGUGCAAGGCCUGGCAACUGUUGUGCCCAUGAGACGCAAGGGGAAUGGAGCUUUGGGUGCAAAGUGUGACUUCAUUGGUUCAUCAACAAAUCUGAUAAUGGUAACGUCGACGACUCUGAUGUUGUUCGCUGGGAGAUUCGGACUAGCACCAUCAGCCAAUAGGAAGGCGACAGCUGGGCUUAAGUUAGAGGCACGUGACUCGGGUCUACAAACGGGUGACCCAGCCGGGUUCACUCUCGCCGACACUUUGGCUUGUGGUACCGUUGGUCAUAUCAUCGGCGUCGGAGUUGUCCUUGGUCUCAAAAACAUUGGUGCUAUUUAAAAACAUGUUCAUUUGUAUUCUGUCAACUUGUAGAUUUUUAAAAAACAAAGUUCUCAAGAACCCGAGGGGAGAUCUAGUCAAUGUUUAUAAUGUUUGUAUCGCAUUGUAUUCCUCUUUAAAACAACUAGAACGACCGCAUCUUCAAGUA